CGCUCUAUGGCAUGGGCGGAUAGAGCGGCCCCGACGAGGUGCCCUUCCUUCCCGAACAGCCAUAGAGAGGCAACGGCGGGCCCCCGUAGGGCAGCUCACUAUUUGUCAAGGAACGAAGCGGGUAUACGGCCUGGAGCGAGCAGGGCAGGUGGAUGUAGCUUUAUUUGGCAGGGUGAGGUGCUACCGAGGCCCCGCCACCCCAGGAGGGGUCACCGAGCUGACCGGCACCGGGGGCGCAGCCGGUGCCGCGCAGGCCUCCGCGCCUGCCCUCCUCCGUCACUCAGGAGAUUGAUGGCGGUGCUGGCCAAUAGAACGGCGAGUGGCGUGGGCGCCGCCAAUGGUCGCGGGGCGGGGGCGGGACGCUGGCCGCGGCGGCGCAGCCAUGCUCCGCCGGUCGCUCUGGCUCUGCAUCUGCCUCUGCUCCUGCCCGGCCCGCGGUUUACGCAUCCAUGAAUACUUGUAUUUCCAAGUGCUGAGCCCUGGAGACAUCCGCUACAUCUUCACCGCCACGCCAGCCAAGGAUUUUGGUGGUGUGUUUAAUACAAGGUAUGACCAGAUCCACCUGGUGCCGGCGGAUCCCCCCGAAGCCUGUGGAGAGCUGAAUAAUGGAGUCUUCAUCCAGGACCAGAUCGCCUUGGUGGAGAGGGGGGGUUGCUCAUUCCUGUCAAAGACACGUGUGAUCCAGGAGAAUGGCGGACGUGCGGUGAUUAUUGCAGAUAAUGCGUACGAUAACGACAGCUUCUACAUCGAGAUGAUCCAGGACAGCACCAGACGGACAGCCGACAUCCCUGCGCUCUUCCUGCUGGGCAGGGACGGGUACAUGAUCAGACGCUCGCUGGAGCAGCACGGACUCCCCUGGGCUGUCAUCUCCAUUCCCGUCAACGUCACCAGCAUCCCCACGUACGAAAUGAUGCAGCCCCCCUGGACCUUCUGGUAGCAGCAGGAGUCUGCAAUGGAUCAAGGACUUCUCGGUGGAUCCCAGGAGCUUGGCCUAGGGACCAGGUUUGAGAGGAUCCCAACACGCUCCGGAGAUCCCACUGCCCAGCCUCGCCGGAUUCAGCAAACGACAUCUUUUCUGCUGCUGCCGGCGCAUGGCUGAAGGGCAAACGCCGGCACCUGCAGCGGGAACCUUGAGCCUGGCACCGAGCACCCUUUGUAGUGACUUUCUGGGAGGGAGGCGCGAUGGUCCAGAGCAGGCCAGCCCUUCCCUGAGAAACAUCUUAAUGACGCGUAAGAUGCCACCGCUUAAUUUGUGCUGCUGAUUUGGAGGGACGCAGGGUUACAUGGGUGAGGUCUGGUGGGGAUGGGAGGGAGAGGAAGAUACAGGCUUGGUCUGUCCUAGCAGGGCUCGCCCAACAGCUGUGUAUUUUUGUCUAAGCUAAUGAAGUCUGAACAAGUUCUAAA
Messenger RNA from Phalacrocorax carbo (great cormorant), 1404 nucleotides. NCBI's taxonomy places the organism in Eukaryota, Metazoa, Chordata, Aves, Suliformes, Phalacrocoracidae. The record is from RefSeq and is a predicted model, not a curated record.